Prunus armeniaca (apricot) is the source of this 1158-nucleotide messenger RNA. The record is from the annotation of a GenBank genome assembly. NCBI's taxonomy places the organism in Eukaryota, Viridiplantae, Streptophyta, Magnoliopsida, Rosales, Rosaceae.
AUGAGACAACAGAGCUUCGUCAUCGAAACCAAGAACGGCCGCAGAAAGCGACUCAAAGUACGGCGACUGAAGUACACGUGUCAAACGAAGGUCGAGGUGGAGAUCACAGGCGGCCACAAGGAAUACGGCUCUUCGGAGUUGAAGAGAAAAGUGAAAGAUGUUGGUGUUCCGGUUAAGGUUUUGUCUGUGUCAUUUUCGUCCACAGAAAACGACAUCGUCUUGUCGAGUAGUUCCGGUUCCGGAUCGGACGAGAGACGGAAAACGAGUGGUGGUGAGAGUUUGGAAACGCUGGGAAGGGGUACGUACGGCGUCGUUUCGGUGCAGGGGAGGAGGAAGGUGAUGGAAGAUGCAGUCAGAGCGGAGGUAGGGUUUCCGGUGAACGGAUCACGUGGGAAGUUUGACUUCUUUGGGGUGUAUGACGGGCACGGUGGGGCUGACGUGGCGAGGGCUUGCAGAGAUAGGAUGCAUGAGGUGGUGGCGGAGGCAGUGGAACUGGAACGGAUUAAAAAUAAUAAGAAAGAUCCGGUGGAUUGGGAUUGGGAGAGGGUGAUGGAGGUGUGUUUUGGUAAAAUGGAUGAGGAGGUGAGUGGGAUUGCGGCGGCCAGGACGGUUGGGGCUACGGCGGUGGUGGCGGUGGUGACGGAGGAUCAGGUGGUGGUGGGAAAUUGCGGUGAUUGUAGGGCUGUUUUGUCGAGAGGUGGUGUUGCCUUGGCCUUGUCUAGUGACCAUAAGCCUGACAGAGUGGAUGAGUUGAAGAGAAUUGAAGCUGCGGGUGGAAAAAUCAUCAACUGGAAUGGAAACCGUGUUCUCGGGGUGCUUGCCACUUCCAGAUCCAUUGGUGACAAAUACAUGAGGCCAUAUGUGAUAUCAAAACCAGAGGUGACGGUGACGAAACGAACUGAGGAGGAUGAAUUCCUCAUCCUCGCCAGUGAUGGGCUGUGGGAUGUUAUAUCGAACGAGGUGGCGUGUAAGGUUGUGAACAAGUGCCUUGAUGGAAGAAUAAGGAGAAUUUCCAUACAUGGGGAGGAUCAUCAUCAUGAUCAUGUCCGAAGUCACAGUACGUCUGAGGCAGCAGCUGUCUUGGCUGAUCUGGCUAUGGCUCGGGGAAGCAAAGAUAACAUCAGUGUGAUUGUUGUCGCCCUAUCAAAAACGAGCUAG